CAAGCUUCGAAACGCUGAAAAAAAAACAAUAAAAUUUUUAAAUUUUAAAAAGCUAAACAAUGUUUAGCUUUGACGCUACAUUAAUUUAAGAUGGAGUUCCAGCCGAAAUUAUACCACGUGACCUCAUUUGACGCUCUAAGCCAGCGUCGAGCGUCACCAUGAAAUUGCACCUUGAGUGUGAAAAUAAGCGUUCACACGGUGUUGAUGUUGCAACCACACUUAAGUAUUUUAUAGCUACAGUCGACAAAUAAGGGUAAUCAGAUUCGAGCGAUUUCCAAGUUACAAUCAGGUUAGGAUUAGUUUUCCAGUCUACUGUAGAUCGAUUAAUAAACUGCAUAAGUUCGAUAGGCAGACCGCCUGCUUCAUCACUGUCAGCGACUUGAAUGUUGUGUUGCACAGCGUCGUCUAAAAAAUCCCACAGAUCAUUACUACCUGAAGAUGGUUGAUGAUCUGUAAGAUUAUUUUCGCAGGUAAUCACAAGAGUUUUCGAUGACUUAAUUUCUUUUUUCAAAAUUUCACCUAUACAGACAAGAUUUCAAUAACAUAUUAAAAUCAUAUACAAAUGAAAAUAAAAAUUUUCUCAAAUAUUUGAAUUGAACGAAAUCCGAUUGAAUGCGAACGCACAGAGAGCGCUAAAUUUAAAAUAUUUUCAUAAUGAAAUAUAAAAUUACUUUGGGCCAUUUUUUAUUUAAUAUAUUGAUGCUAUAGUGUUAUUACUCCGGCAUUAAAAUAAAUUAUAGACUCGAUCACUAAGAAUCGAUUCUAGAUCGAUUCUGAUAACUGGAAAUCGAGUCUAAAUAAUCGAGUUUUUUGACCACAGAAUCGAUUCUCGGGUAGAAUCGGAAUCGAUUUUACCAUCCCUAACAAGUUGUCUCAAUACAAUACAUAAUAGUAGUACACGUGCCGCUGUUUAGUCACUUGCAAGUAUUUGUAAACAUUACACUAAGUUAUCGUUUUUUCUACUAAAUAAUUGUUUUAGUGCGUUAAUUUUAAUAGUUCAAAAGAAUGUCUACCUCAUCACCGUCAACUCUCACAAACAUCCCCGCGAUGCUCUCUACAUUACCAUCCAUCAACUCUCCUCUCCCCGACGGCGACCCUCUUCUUUACCACGCGGCUCACCAAGGAAACUUGCCCCUAAUUCUUGACCUCCUCACCCACCAAGCGGACAUAAACGCCCAAGGAUUCUCAGGUCCAGCUUUGCACGAGUCAAUCCUCCAAGGCCACGACUCAAUCACCUCUUACCUCCUCCAGGAGGGCGCUGACCUCAAUCUUCAGUCACUAAACGUCCUCCAGGCUGGUUUCUCCCCCCUCAACACCGCGAUCUUGUCUUCCAACACUUUCGCAACAGAACUUCUACUCAAAAUGGACGCAAACUUACUCUCCAAGGACUCAGAACUCAACACUCCCCUCCACAUUGCAGUCAAAGAAGAGAACUACGCCCUAACUGCCCUACUCUUAUCUUCCGGAGCUUCUAUGACCUCCAUUAACUCAAACCAAGAGACGCCAUUUUGUCUAGCAGUAGAUUCUGGGAAUUUAGAGCUUAUAGAGCUGUUUAUCAACAAAGGAGUCUUUAAAUUCGCACCUAGAUUGCUGAAUGAUUCGCUAAUUCGCGCUAUUGAUACUGGAAACGUCUCCGUGCUUCAACUAAUGCUCCUCAACGGCGCUGAUGUCAAUUUUGUGUCUUCUUACAAGUGCUAUACUCCAUUGCACCAUGCAGUAGUUGCAAAUAGCCUUCCAAUUGUUGAAUUCUUGCUCCAGAAUGGCGCUGAUGCUUCAGCUCGGACUGAAAGCAAUUCACUUGCGAUUUUCUUCGCUGCUCACCGGAAAAACGAGCCUAUCUUGGAUCUGCUGCUGGAGAAGCAUGCAACAAUUGGUACAGAGGGUGCUAAACUGUUGUACGAAGCUGUGAUGGAGAAUAGCGUGCUUCUGAUCAAGAAAGUCUUAUCCUAUAAGAGCUACAAUUUAAAUGUUGAUGGAUUUGCGCCUGAUUUGACCAACAUGAGGCUUCUAGAAGCAGCCAUUGUGCAUAACAAGCAUGACGGCGUCAGAGGAUUGAUAUUCUCUGGAGCUGAUGUUGACCUGACUGAUUCCAGAGGUGUAACUUUCUGGGACCUGGCGUUUGAACAAAGGAACUUUGAUUUCUUGAACACGGCUGAAUUAUAGCGGAGGCUUCUAUCAUUUUCGGUCAAGAAGAGCGUUGUACCUUUCUAGAUUGGAGAGGAUGAUCCAGGUGAUGGAAACGGAGAGACCCGGAGGUUGGAAGAUUGAUAGGCAGCUAAGGAAUCAUUUGAUUAGAAUGAAGUGCUGUGGAUUCUUUGAACACAGUCGGUAUGAUGAGCUGACUAAAUGUUAUGGAACGAGGGAACGUCAUAAUAUAGUGCAGGGUUGUCAUUGGGAAUUGAAGAAGAUCAAGGGUGAAAGGCUGGAGGGAGUUUCUAGGUGGGAGCUGCUGGAAAUGGAUGACAGGAGGCUUGGGAUCUGGAGUCGCAAAGUUAGGAUUGAUAGAAUUGGGAGGUUUGAUAAGUUUCGGUACUUUAGGGAUUGGCUUGAUGAUUGCAGUCGAAGAGGGGAAAGAAGACGGAGGCUGAUUGAGAUGCUGCAAGAGUGUUAUUGGGAGAUAUUGAAGAUUGAGUUUGAUUGCUUGGGAGGGGUUGUGGAGUUUUUGGAUAAUGAUGAUAUUAGGAAUUUGAUUUUUGCUUGUAAUGGUCAAGGGCAAUGAUGAAGUUAAAGUAGAGUUAAAAGGUAAUUCAUCUAUAUCAUGUUUAGUUAUCACGAGAAUUUAAAUUGCGUGAAUAUAGUUUGUCUAUAUUUUCAGGCUUAUGAUAUAUUUGACCAAUCACGUUACGAAUAAAUUGGCUUCACAUAUAUGUCAUCUUAAUUUUAUACGGAGUAAGAAAUCGAUUUCUUAAAAUUAUUUUUAAUGAUUUUGUU
Cotesia glomerata is the source of this 2931-nucleotide messenger RNA. Its product is annotated as putative ankyrin repeat protein RF_0381. The record is from RefSeq and is a predicted model, not a curated record. Bases 1006 to 2163 code for a protein of 385 amino acids. NCBI's taxonomy places the organism in Eukaryota, Metazoa, Arthropoda, Insecta, Hymenoptera, Braconidae. The transcript has 2 exons. Gene Ontology annotation, molecular function: protein binding.